Messenger RNA from Grammomys surdaster, 972 nucleotides. RefSeq names its product peroxiredoxin 2 (gene Prdx2). The record is from RefSeq and is a predicted model, not a curated record. Gene Ontology annotation, molecular function: thioredoxin peroxidase activity. Gene Ontology annotation, cellular component: cytosol. The transcript has 6 exons. Bases 144 to 740 code for a protein of 198 amino acids. Lineage: Eukaryota; Metazoa; Chordata; Mammalia; Rodentia; Muridae. Gene Ontology annotation, biological process: cell redox homeostasis; response to oxidative stress; hydrogen peroxide catabolic process.
GCCCACCUCCCCGCGCCCUCCCUGGUGUGGUUUGGGCCACGCAUAAAAAGCUCCCGGGCCUAGGGCUCUCUCGGUUCUGAGAUCUCUUUCCUGUCUCUGCUCGUGUCUGGUCGUCCGCGUGUCCGGCUCUUGCCCACGCAGUCAUGGCCUCUGGCGACGCGCACAUCGGAAAGCCGGCCCCUGACUUCACGGCCACCGCGGUGGUGGAUGGUGCCUUCAAGGAAAUCAAGCUCUCGGACUACAGAGGGAAGUACGUGGUCCUCUUUUUUUACCCACUGGACUUCACUUUUGUUUGCCCCACGGAGAUCAUCGCUUUUAGCGACCACGCUGAGGACUUCCGAAAGCUAGGCUGCGAGGUGCUGGGAGUGUCUGUGGACUCUCAGUUCACCCACCUGGCGUGGAUCAAUACCCCACGGAAGGAGGGCGGCUUGGGCCCCCUGAAUAUUCCUCUGCUUGCUGAUGUGACUAAAAGCUUGUCCCAGAAUUACGGCGUGUUGAAAAAUGAUGAGGGCAUCGCUUACAGGGGCCUCUUUAUCAUCGAUGCCAAGGGAGUUCUUCGACAGAUCACAGUCAAUGACCUACCUGUGGGACGCUCUGUAGAUGAGGCUCUCCGCCUAGUCCAGGCCUUUCAGUAUACAGACGAGCAUGGGGAAGUCUGUCCUGCUGGCUGGAAGCCUGGCAGCGACACCAUCAAGCCCAAUGUGGAUGACAGCAAGGAAUACUUCUCCAAACACAACUGAGAUGGGUAAACAUCGGUGAGCCGGAAUCUUGGAUCUCACCUGUGCCCCAACCUGGAUGUCCUGUGCUGGCCCAGAAAACGCUAGAUCUUCCUCCACACUCUGAAGGGGCUGGGGACUAGGCCGAGGCUUUCUCAUUACCCACCCGAAAUCUGGUGAAUAGUGACCCUGCCCUGAGCACACCCAGCUGGGCCCCGGUCUAUAGGAAACCAAUAAAGUAUUAGGGACAGUGUAA